GUUGUGUUCGGGCUGGUAACUGUCAGUCAGAUCUGGCAACCCUGGCCUGAAUCUGUUUCCGGUCGGCCUUAAUCCUCCCUGCUGCUCCGUCACAGAAACAAAUGAAGCAUUCUGUCCUCCGUUUUCCCGACAGAAAGAUAGACUGCCGCAGCUUCAUGGGGAACAAGAGGGAGGGAACCAGGUCGGUGGCUGUUUUCACAGGACACGCUGCAGAUCUGCUGCUGUAAACGGAGCAUGGUGAGCAGGAGGCCAUCUGCUGAAGCUUUUUAGCGCACCAUGUCCCGGCGAUGGAGGGGGAAAGAGAGCAGGUCCUUUGAGCCGAGGCCCGUGGUUGUCGGUGCGCCGUAAGGCGGGCUGCGCUCUGCAGCAGCGCCUGGCUUCUCUCUGCGCCAGCACCACGGAAAGCGACCAUGACGCGGAUGCGCAGGAAGGCGAUCGUGGCGCUCUUCCUCUUCACUCUGUUCAUCUUCGGGGCCAUGAUGGGGCUCAGGACGCUGAAACCCAGCGACGGCUUCUCGGAUCUGGCCCCUGGGAUGGACUUCGUCGGGGAGAGGUCCGAGAGGAAGCGGCUGGCUGAAAAAGACGCGCCGGCGUCGCCGGGUCAGUUCCGCUCCGGCGGCAGCGACACCAAGGUGGUUUUUACUAAAUCCGACCGAGAUUCCAGCAUCUUCUACGACGUCCACAUCUUCUACUACCUGUGGUACGGCUCCCCCGUCAUGGACAACAAGUACAUCCACUGGGAUCACCCGCUGGUACCGCACUGGGACCCUAAGAUUGCUGCCAGCCACCCUCAGGGUGGACACACACCCCCGGAGGACAUUGCUUCCAGCUUCUACCCUGAGCUGGGCCCCUACAGCUCCAGGGACCCAAAUGUGCUGGAGUCUCACAUGGCCCAGAUCGAAGAAGCUGCAUCAGGAGUGCUGGUGUUGUCCUGGUAUCCACCCGGGGUGGCAGAUGAUCAUGGGGAGCCCACUGAGGACCUGGUUCCUGCUGUCAUGGACGCUGCCCAAAGGCACAGCAUCAAGGUGGCCUUUCACAUUCAGCCAUACAAGGGACAGACGGACCAGAGCAUGCAUGACAACAUCAAAUAUAUUAUUGACAAAUAUGGAAAACAUGGCGCCUUCUACAGAUUCAGGACAAGCACAGGGCAGGUCCUGCCGCUGUUUUACGUCUACGACUCCUACCUUACCCCUCCUGAAUCCUGGACAGAGCUCCUGACGUCCAAAGGCUCACAGAGCAUCAGAGGGACACCUUAUGAUGGGGUUUUUGUUGCCCUUAUUGUUGAGGAGCGUCACAAGCACGACAUCUUAGCUAGCGGCUUUGAUGGCAUGUACACUUACUUCGCCUCCAAUGGUUUUUCUUUCGGCUCUUCCCACCAGAACUGGAAAGCCAUCAAGGCAUUCUGUGAUGCAAACAACCUGCUGUUUAUUCCCAGCGUUGGUCCAGGGUACGUGGAUACGGCCGUGCGACCAUGGAACAACCACAACACCAGGAACCGGGUCAACGGACGUUACUAUGAGACUUCCCUGCAGGCAGCUCUGUCUGUCAGACCUGAAAUUGUGACCAUCACCUCCUUCAACCAAUGGCAUGAAGGCUCUCAGAUCGAAAGAGCUGUGCCCAAGAAAACAAUGUCCCGUUUAUAUCUGGACUACUUGCCAAACCAACCAGACCAUUACUUACAGCUGACUCGUCAGUGGGCCGAGACCUUCAACAAGGAGAAGGACAAGUGGCUGAUGUGAACACGGCUUCGGCUGCCUGGUCUAGGCUUUGAGAAUCACUGUGAGUUGCAGUAAAUUAGAUCCUUCUGACUCUUGACCCUGGUGAUUUACCUCGCCGAUGUUUUCUGAUCAGGAUUUCCUUGUAAACUAAAUAAGUAUGGUUACAAAGAGAAGGGUUUUUUUCCCUUCCCUAUUUUCCUGAAAUAAAGACUGUUAAUUCUUUGUACUUUCUUUAUGAGUAAUUAAAAUGUCUGUUUAUUAUUGAAUGAUUUAUAUGGAUUGCCACCUGGGAGAGUCAAAUGUUAAAGAGUUAAAGCUGCAGUUUGAGUAAGCGAGUUGCAGGUAGGUUAAAGUCUCCUUCCUCAGUCACUUUCCUCUAACUGAUGAUCAACCCUAAACUAAAUAACACAUUUGGGGUUUGGUUUGCCCUUUCAAACCACCACAUGAUUAGUUUACUCAUGAACUCAUUCAUUACCACACAACACAUCUGAUUGACAGCAGAUAUCUACAUAGUGUAUAAAAUGACAUUACUUUGUUUUCUCAUUGUCUGCCGUUAAAUCAGAUGAAAUCGUUCUGUUUUAAGUCUGUUAGGAUUACCAAAAUUAUUUCUAUUUACUAAAUGUCAGAAUAAAGUUUCUUUAAAGUCAGAAGUUUCCAGAUAUUUGUCAGUACUUAGUAGAAUUGUCUUUAAACUGUCUGACUUUGGUCAAACGUUUUGGGUUUCCUUCCACAGGCUUAUUAUAAUAGUUUGCUGGAAUUUUGGGCCAUUCCCCCAGAUCAUACAUCUUUUAUAGUAGGCUACAUAAAUAAGGGUGAUGACCAUCACAAACCUGCCCCUCAGUUUACUUUUUCUAGUAUCUCUGCUUGUACCUCAGGGAAAUUGAUCAAAACAAAAUACAGAAACCAACAUUUGGAGAUCACUUCUCCAAUCCAGUCUUGCUUCUGUGCACCAGAUCUUACAGAAAUUAUUUUAAAAGCCUCUGAAUCCGCUUUACCAUUUCUUUGGAUGAGGUGUCUUUUGAAAUAUUCAGCCUGUUUGUGCUCAUUCUAAUGGGGUUUACCUUUUGAAAAUAAGCAAGUAUUAAACUUACUUUUCAUUAAGCCUCCGUGUCUGUAUUAAAGAUGAUUUUUUAAUAGGUUUGGUAUAAUGUCUCUAACCUUAAAUGUUGUGUUUUCAUUAUAUGUGAGCAAAACAAUCAUUAACAAAAGUAAAGACUUUAAAACAUA
Fundulus heteroclitus (mummichog) is the source of this 2945-nucleotide messenger RNA. RefSeq names its product glycoprotein endo-alpha-1,2-mannosidase-like protein (gene maneal). The record is from RefSeq and is a predicted model, not a curated record. Gene Ontology annotation, molecular function: alpha-mannosidase activity. Gene Ontology annotation, cellular component: Golgi apparatus. The transcript is spliced from 4 exons. The coding region runs from base 411 to 1739 and encodes 442 amino acids. Lineage: Eukaryota; Metazoa; Chordata; Actinopteri; Cyprinodontiformes; Fundulidae.